Molecule: messenger RNA, 1638 nt
Organism: Pseudozyma hubeiensis SY62
Lineage: Eukaryota; Fungi; Basidiomycota; Ustilaginomycetes; Ustilaginales; Ustilaginaceae
Product: MAF1 protein
Exons: 1
Coding region: 1-1638 (545 amino acids)
Biological process (GO): negative regulation of transcription by RNA polymerase III
Cellular component (GO): nucleus
Molecular function (GO): RNA polymerase III core binding
Source: RefSeq, a predicted model, not a curated record
AUGAAAUACCUUGAGUAUCCCGAGCUCGAGCUGCUCUCCCGUGCACUCACCUUUGAGUCCGCAGAAUGCAAGGUCUUCACCCGCAUGGAGGCGUACUCUUGCAAGACCGUCUCCAAAGAGAAGCGUCUCUUCAAGAGUCUCGAGUCUUCGUACCUCCGCUCCGCUUCCACGUCUCCGCCCGACUACCUCGAGGAAGCGCUCGCAUCUCCCUUCGGCCGUCUCGACCAGGCCUCGGCCCGCAAGACGCUCUUCUUGCUCAUCGCGACGCUCAAUGUCGCCUUCCCCGAUCACGACUUUAGCGAAGUCAAUCCAGCCGAUUUCCGCAAGGAGAUGAGCCCGGCCAUGGUUCUCAAUUCGCUCAGCACCACCCUGCUCAGCCUCAAGACAUCGUCCAAUGCUCCGCGCUCCUACAGUUCCUUCCCUGGCUCGUUUGAGGAACCCAGCUUCGCCCUCGGCACGGCCGGCGAGUCUCCCGGCUCAGCGGGAGCAACCGCAUCGCUCCCGCCUCUCAUCACUCACCCGGCACUCUCCCACAUCCUCGACGACAUUAUGAACGUCUCCGACUGCGAAGUCUACACAUUUCAUCCCGACAUGGACUCGGACCCGCAUGCCAGCGCUGAGCCUGAGGAGGAGGGCGACCUAGCCGAUGAUGAUCUGUACGAGGAAGAGGAGUACUGGGAUGACGAAACGCAGGGCAUGCGUGGCCGUGAAGACACCCCUCAGGCACGCAACCACGGUCGCGCUGACGACGAUGACGAAGAGAUGGAAGAUGCGCCCAUGUUUGACGAGGAUGUCUAUGGUCACGGCCUCAGCGGCGGCGGCAAGACGGCUCCUCACGCCCUCGCGACCAUCGGGCCGGAUGGAAACAUGGUUCUCUCGCGCGGAAACUUUGAGUUGAAAGGCAGGAGACAGUUCAUGGACGACUCGAGCCUCACUUCCUACGAUUCCAACUUCAACGACGAGGAUGAUGAGUUGGACGGCACGGGCGCUGGUCUGCUGUGGUCCACUUUUGCCUUUUUUUACAACCGCAAGAUGAAGCGCAUCCUCUUCGUCUCGGUAUGGAGCCGUAAGAACGCCCGCUUUGGCAUGCCCACCUCGUCCUGGGCGUACGCACAACCUCCGCCCGUUCUCAGCGCUUCAUUCGGAUCGUCGCAGGCUGCCAUCGCGCAAAGUGCUGCCUCGGGACGACAACGAGCAUCAUCCAAUGCUUCAAAGAAGCAGGCCGCUGCCAUCGUUGCACCCGCUGCUGCCGCCGCUCCCACGCUUGCGAAGCGUGCUAUCGCCAGGACCGAUUCCACCGGCUCGCUCAAGCGGUCCGGACGACCAGGUCACAUUCGCACAGAGUCUGGAAGUCCUGCUCCUUCGCAGCUCUCACCCUUCCCGCACGCUUCGCCACGCGCAGUACGCACAACUGAUCCUAUGGACAGCGUUGUCGUCGUGGACGGCCGAAGGGCCAUCCACUCGCUCGAUGCGGCACUCAUGAGCGCUAGCGCGCCUGCUGCAGCCAACACGAGCGUCGGUGCUCCCAUCGCCACUGCGACGCGUCCUCCACCGACCGCAGCUCGCAGCAAACGUUCUUCUGAUACUUCUUCAUCCGGCACAUUCGACCAGAAGCGUGUCAAGAAACAGUCCGCGUGA